AUGAACUCAAGGGAUACACACAGUCCUGUGUUUCUGGUAUUUCCUCCAGAGAUCAACCAACCAGAAUAUCAUGAAAAUGUCCUCUCAGCUACCACCUAUGCAUCUCAAAACCUCUUGCAGAAAUUACUUACUUCAAAACUGAAGAUCUUAGGGGCUACUCAGAUCCUGAUUGGAAUCAUAAACUUUUCUUUUGGAAUUAUUUUUCUUUUCACCUUGGUACCUCCUUACCCAAGGUUUCCUUUUAUACUUCUUUCAGGAUACCCGUUUUGGGGCUCUGCUUUGUUCAUUACGUCUGGAGCCUUUCUCAUUGCGUUAAAAAGGAUAACCACCGAAUCCAUGGCGAAAGUGAGCCGGGUAAUGAAUUUUCUUAGCGCCGUGGCAGCAGCAGCUGGAAUCAUUCUCCUCACAUUUGGUUUCCUUCUAGAUCGAAACUACAUUUGUGGCUAUUCUCCAGAAGGCAUUCGGUGCGGUGAAAUUACUGCCCUCUUGAUUUGCCUAUUUCUCUCCCAUUUAUUUAUGUAUUCACUCAAUUGUGUAUUUAUAUCAUUAUGGACUUUUUUAAAUGGAAGCAUUGUAGCUGCUAAUUCUGAGGAGCCAGAGCCAUUUACCCCACUGUCCCACCUUCUGAAAUAUCUGCUUCUAGAGUUUCUUGAGGACCUCAGCUUGAAGUCUGUAAGAGAUGUGGUGGUGGUGGUAGUGAUGGUGGUGUUUUUGUAA
Messenger RNA from Marmota monax (woodchuck), 717 nucleotides. RefSeq names its product membrane spanning 4-domains A5 (gene Ms4a5). Gene Ontology annotation, biological process: cell surface receptor signaling pathway. Bases 1 to 717 code for a protein of 238 amino acids. NCBI's taxonomy places the organism in Eukaryota, Metazoa, Chordata, Mammalia, Rodentia, Sciuridae. The transcript has 6 exons. The record is from RefSeq and is a predicted model, not a curated record. Gene Ontology annotation, cellular component: plasma membrane.